Schistocerca americana (American grasshopper) is the source of this 2546-nucleotide messenger RNA. RefSeq names its product SPARC-related modular calcium-binding protein 2 (gene magu). The record is from RefSeq and is a predicted model, not a curated record. Gene Ontology annotation, molecular function: heparin binding; extracellular matrix binding; calcium ion binding. The coding region runs from base 82 to 1749 and encodes 555 amino acids. The transcript has 14 exons. NCBI's taxonomy places the organism in Eukaryota, Metazoa, Arthropoda, Insecta, Orthoptera, Acrididae. Gene Ontology annotation, biological process: extracellular matrix organization. Gene Ontology annotation, cellular component: basement membrane.
GCUCGUGGAGUCUGCGCGGUUCGUGUAGGCACGACUCGCCGCAGCCGCGCUCAGCCGUCAGUCCACACGCGACGCUCCACGAUGCCCACCGGAGGUGCUCUGCAGCGACUGGCGGAGGCGCUGCCUCUGGUACUUCUGCUGCUGAUGGUUCCGGCCGGCUCCUUCGCUGCACAAGCCACUCCUCAGGAGUCUCAGCUGGUGGUGGAGCGGUGCGAGGCGCAGCUUCGGCAGUGCGAGCGCAGCCGGGCGCAGGGCGGCGGCUCCGUCUGCGGCUCCGACAACAACACCUACCACACGCUCUGCCUGCUCGAGCAGGCCGCCUGCAAGGGCGACAACGUCACGCUGCUGCACCGCGGGCGCUGCAAGCACGCGCGGCUGUGCUGGAGCGACCGCGAGUUCGCGCUGGGGCUGUCGCGCGCGCCGCAGACGCCGGCGCCAUUCGUGCCCCGGUGCGAGCCGGACGGGACGUACGCGCGCGUGCAGUGCCACGACGCCACCGGCUACUGCUGGUGCGUGACGCCGGCCGGCCGCCUGCUGCCCGGCACCACGCAGCCCAAGGAGCGGCCGCCGCGCUGCGACGGCGGACACGGGAAACGGGCAACUAGAACGCCACCUCCGAAGAAAGGCUGCGCUCACAAUGACCGGUCCAAGUUCAGCCACAACUUGAUCAAGAACUUCCGUAUUGAGUACAACCGUCUGCCCCAGUCGUCGCCAACUGCCACCAAAGCCGAGGUGCUGGACUGGAAGUUCUCGACGCUGGACGGAGACGGUGACGCGCUGCUGUCGCGCGAGGAGAGCGCCUCCCUGCGGCGCCUGAUUCGGGGCUCGGUGCGGCCGCGCCGCUGCGCCAAGCAGUUUGCCCGCCUUUGCGACAGGGACCGCGACGGCCGCAUCUCGCGCAACGAGUGGCACGCCUGCAUAGACCUCGACGUCAGCCUGUUUUUCCGUGUUUUAUCAUCGCUGUCUUCUGAAGAAAAUACCGUGGAGGGUAGAAGAGUAAGGGUGGUACACGAAGUUCUGUUCGUUGAUCCCCCUUCCCCUGACAUUGUGGUGGAUCCACUUAACAGAAGGAACAGCCAACCAGAGGCUAAUGAUUGUCUGUCUGACAGGCGGUCAGUAUUGGAAGAACAGAAAGCUGGCAGUGAUAAACUGUAUGUGCCAGAGUGCACUCCUGAUGGGCGCUUUCAGAAAAUACAAUGCUACAAUUCAACAGGUUAUUGUUGGUGUGUUCAUGAAGACAGCGGCAAGCCAAUACCAGGAACACCUGUGAAAGAUCAGAUACCAAAAUGCGAUGCAGUUCCUGCUCCAAGAAGGCCAAUGAAUGGUUGUUCUGAGCCCCGUAAGCAGUUGUUCCUUAAAGAGCUUAUGGACAUGAUGUCAAAGAAAAUGAUAUCUGCAAGGAACAGGACCAGUCAGGAAAGCCAAUCUCGACCCUUGCUACCAUCAUCACCAGAAGAGGAAAUUGCCGUGUGGAAUUUCAACGCACUUGAUAAGAAUAAAAGCAAGGUCCUAGAGAGAAAGGAGUGGAAACACUUCCGAACAAUGGUAACUGCCAACAAGCUGUUGCGGAAAUGUGGUAAAAGAUUUCCACGAUACUGCGACAUCAAUCUUGAUAGGAAAAUCAGUCUGACAGAGUGGCUUAACUGUUUAAGCAGCAGUGAAGAAAGCAUUUCAAGGACUUCGCAGACAUCAAGUUUCAGAAGAGUAAAAGGAGAAAACCCUUUACAGAUGUUACUUAAGCAAGAAUAAUGACCAUUAGUGAGAAAAAGGAAAUUGCUAAUAUUGUGUUUAAAAUCUGAUGCUAACCUGAUUAUUCGGUUCAUCAGGCGUCAGCAUCAUUUACUAGAGCAGAGAGAUGCUCAUCAAUAUGAAAAGACUAAGAACUGCGCAGGAAACACUCAAAAAUUGCUGCAACAGUUUGGUGCUCUGACUGUGCAACAGAGACUUGGAGCUCUCUUGCCAUAUUCCAUGAUAUUUUUUUUUUUUAUAAUGUGUGUACAUAAGACUGUUUAAUGUGAAGAUUUGAAGAGUGGAUGAAAGAAACUCAGGAUGCCUGUUUUUUAGCAGUGUAUUAAAGUGAGAUGUUGAUUAUUUAUUUUCUAUGCAUUCAGUCUAAUAUAGACUUAUACUUAUGAAAUAUGAACAAUGCUGUGAUUCUUUGUUUAACAGCAAUUAUUUAUAAUAGCUAAAUUUCUUUCUUCCAUUGUGUACAUUAGCUCAUCAGAUUCUGACAUACACUUUCAACAUUUGUAAGUGUAAUGAAGUAUGUAUUACAUCUGGUGUCUUUAAGUAUAAUUAUGUCCACUCUGUGAAAGAUUAGAUCUCAUUUCUGUAUUUUUUCUCCUAUUUCCUUCAGAUUCACAAUGAACCACACAAAUAUGAUCAGCUUUAAUAUUUUAAGAUGUAAAUGUGAUGUAAUAUGCAAAAGUUUUAACAUAUUGUGACAGUUAAGAUGAUUAUGAAGUCAUUCAUGUAAAAGUGACAAAAACAUUAUCUGUCCCUACAUUUUAGAUGUAAAUAAAUAAAAACUUUUUGAUAUUUUUAAA